GAUAAUAAUAAAACAACGUUCUAUUUAUAUGCCACCCAAAUUCCAAUAUUCUCAGAUGAUUUACUAAUAAAUAAAAUUUUAUAUUCUUUCACAAGAUAAUAAUUCCGAAGGAAUGUUUAUAUAAAAUAUGCAUAGAAGAAUAGCAAAUAACCAAAUGAACGGAAUUGCAAGAGUUAAAAAUAAUACAAUACUUUUCUUUUACAUUUUAUGAAUGUGUUUGGUUGAAUAAAAUUUUGUAGUACACAUAUUACUUAAAUUGUAGAGUUGAAUAAUAGGUGAUUGGAAUUGCUUGCAGUAUUAUAGUUUAAAUAGGGAAGUACGUAUUGUUUCCUAAAAAAAAGUUGUCAUAGGGUUUUGUCAUAUUUAGUUGCGCUUCCGUGAACGGAUAUGGAUUUACCUGUGUAUUUACCUUCUACCAAACCCCUCGUUGGGUAGCUGGAUUAAAUAAUGAAAUAUUUAAUUUGCAAACCCGAGCUAUUGACUUUUUCAGAGUGAGCCAGCAUUAAUCCAGUUUUCACAUUGCCAAUUCGAUUUUGGGUUUCAGUUUGGAUUUCAACCUCAGAAAGCACACAAAGGGGACAACUUCAACUGUGCCCGUCCAAUUCGCAGCAGUAAGAAAUGUUGGUUAAAGAAUAUAGGAUUAUUCUACCUCUAACAGUCGAGGAGUACCAGAUUGGUCAGCUCUACUCGAUAGCUCAGGCCAGUCGGAAUGAAACAGGAGGAGGGGACGGGAUCCAGGUGAUAACAAACGAGUCCUUUGAAAACCAACCACUUCUCGGACACCAGUUUCCUUCAGGACAGUAUACCAAGAAAAAAUAUUACCUUGCCAAUAAAGUAGGUGGUUUGGUUAAAACUCUGUUACCAAAAUCUGCCCUCGUCUUGGAGGAAAACGCCUGGAACGCAUAUCCAUAUUGCCGCACCAUAUUGACGAACGAGUACAUGGGCUCAGAUUUUGGGAUCUCGAUCGAGACAUAUCAUUUACCUGGAAAAGGUGAACAUGAAAAUGUUCAUCAGCUAACAAAUGAGAAACUAGCUCAAAGGGAAGUUGUCAUUAUUGACAUUGCCGGGGAGUUACUAGACCCUGCGGAUUACGAUAAGGACGAAGAUCCUAGAUUGCACAAAUCACUAAAGUGCGAUAGGGGCCCCCUGACCCCAGGAUGGAUCAAUACGGUUAAGCCCGUAAUGACCUGUUAUAAACUAGUCACCUGCCAUUUCAAUUGGUUCGGAUUACAAACCAGAGUCGAGAAAUUGAUUCAAAAAUAUGAGAUGCGACUAUUCACAAAGUUCCAUAGGCAGGUCUAUUGUUGGCUGGACAACUGGUACGAGCUAACACUGGAAGAUAUUCGCAAUAUCGAACUUCAAGUACAAGAGGAAUUGGAGAAUCAACGUAUACACGGAGCUCUACGAGGUAUUUGCAACAAUAUAAGCAUAAUUUAUGACGUCCCCAAUGUUUUCAUAAUCAUUUUGUAAUCCCCAGGCGCUAGAGUAUCAGAAUAAGCCAAUCAUUUAACUCAUUAAUUAUUGCUCAUCGGUGUUCAUGUAGUUUACCAAUUACAGUACUUGAAUAAACUUUCAGAAAAAGUGUCAAUAAAUCACAAUAAUCAAAGCCAG
Messenger RNA from Folsomia candida, 1611 nucleotides. RefSeq names its product phosphatidylinositol transfer protein beta isoform. Gene Ontology annotation, cellular component: cytoplasm. Lineage: Eukaryota; Metazoa; Arthropoda; Collembola; Entomobryomorpha; Isotomidae. The transcript is spliced from 10 exons. Gene Ontology annotation, biological process: phospholipid transport. Gene Ontology annotation, molecular function: phosphatidylinositol binding; phosphatidylinositol transfer activity; phosphatidylcholine intramembrane carrier activity. The record is from RefSeq and is a predicted model, not a curated record. The coding region runs from base 619 to 1470 and encodes 283 amino acids.